Closterium sp. NIES-67 is the source of this 934-nucleotide messenger RNA. Lineage: Eukaryota; Viridiplantae; Streptophyta; Zygnematophyceae; Desmidiales; Closteriaceae. The record is from the annotation of a GenBank genome assembly.
ACUUAGUAGCCAUGGGAGAUACUAAGUUGGACAGCACGGGAAAUCCUGGUCAGGUACGUAGUAGGACGGUUAUUAGGAACGAUUUCGGGUGGUCCGUUUAGUGGCGGUGGAAAGGGCUGCCUUGGGGGUCGUGCGGUAUUGAGCAGAGUGCAUGACAAUAGAGCAAUGAGACGUGAACCUCGGAGCUGGUUGUUAGCACAAGGACUACUGCGUCUAGCUACGAAUUCUGAAAGAAUGAAGGUUCGGGGCGAGAAUAGAACGCACUUUGUUCUGGACACACUUCUUGCCCCUCGAGGGAAGACGAGGCAUUUCUGGGGGAGAACCGCGUCUCUCCUCGGCACAUUACUUGUGUCUCGAGCCGCGCCAUUGCCAGCAUUGCGGCAGGAAGAAGGGCGAAGACAGGGUGAGGAAGGAAGGCGCCAGGCUUUGACGUGUGAAUCUCGCUGCGUAUUGGUGGACUCUGCUUGAGUGGUGCCAACGAAUAUUCCAGCCAUGACUGGGGAGAUAUUUACAGACGACUUGUGCACUCAAGUGACCCAUGUUUUGGGCAGGUUGUGGGAUUGGAUUGUGAACCUCUGGUGCUCCAAGGCUAAGAAAGAAACUAUGCCUGGGAAGGAAUAACUGAGCUGUCAAAUCCUCCCAUGGCGCCUGUUCCAACACCAAGCAACAGGAAUCAUGGGGGACAUUUCACAUCUUCCCCUUCACCAGUCAAAAGCUGGGGAACGAACACAACUUCAGCCCGCGUCAGGCGCGUGACGAGCCGCUGCUGAGUUUGCUGGUUGCCUGCUGCUGUGCUGUGUGGGGCUGGGUUGGGAAAUUUGGGGUGCUUACGUGGCUUGGCUUGGCUUUGUCUUGUCACUCACCAUGGCCUUCCGAAUUCCGCUGUCGACUGGUCUGGGGCUAAAAGGCCGUCCAAUAGAAACAUCUCGGCGGC